Molecule: messenger RNA, 2721 nt
Organism: Abrus precatorius (Indian licorice)
Lineage: Eukaryota; Viridiplantae; Streptophyta; Magnoliopsida; Fabales; Fabaceae
Product: linoleate 13S-lipoxygenase 3-1, chloroplastic-like
Exons: 9
Coding region: 1-2721 (906 amino acids)
Biological process (GO): lipid oxidation
Molecular function (GO): oxidoreductase activity, acting on single donors with incorporation of molecular oxygen, incorporation of two atoms of oxygen; protein binding; metal ion binding
Source: RefSeq, a predicted model, not a curated record
AUGGCCAUGGUAAAAGAAAUCAUGGGACAACGUUUGGUGGACGCAUUUUAUUUUGACGCUUCACGAUUUUCUUCACAAUCUAAACGUUGUGGCAUUCAGAGGCACAAGACAGUUUCUUUGCUCCCCAAUUUUUCUGAGCUGAAGAUGGUAAUACUGCAACAAUCUAGCCCACUAUCACCCUUUAUAAACGACGAGUCGUCGAAGAAAGACUUUACUCUGAGUCCGAUGAGUUUGACCAUAACGGGAACUGUAACUAUCAAGUAUAGUAAGAGUAACGAGGAAAUGAUAGCCGUUAUGUUUCAACAGUUUGAUACUUUCAACAAUGCCCUUCGUGAAAGAGGGUUGAUCAUGCAGCUAGUUAGCACUGAAAUUGACCCCAGAACGAUGGAGCCUAAGCUAAGCCAUCCAGUUGCGUUGGACUGGUUGAAAGACCUCAGGAUUGGGGCUGAGAGGUCGACAUACAAAGUAGAAUUUGAGAUAGAUUCAAGUUUUGGGUUCCCAGGAGCUGUUACCGUGAUAAACAAACACGACAAAGAGAUAUUUUUGGAAGGCUUUUCCAUUGAAGGUGUUGUGGAAAUUUCAUGCAAUUCUUGGGUUCAACCUGAGAAGGUUCAUCCAGAGAAGAGAAUUUUCUUCAGCAACGAGGCAUGUUUACCUUGUCAUACACCAGCGGGUCUGAAAGAACUAAGGAAAAAAGAACUAAUGGAGCUUAGAGGUAAUGGAAAAGGAGUAAGAAGGGGAAGUGAUAGAAUAUAUGAUUAUGAUGUGUACAAUGAUUUGGGAAAUCCAGAUAAAGGAAGGGAACACGUGAGGCCUAUAUUAGGGACCAAACAGUAUCCAAGUCCUAGACGUUGCCGAACUGGUCGUGCUCCUGCAUCAACUGACAAGAAAUAUGAGUCCCCUGUGAAUGCAUUCAUGGGAACUUAUGUUCCAAGAGAUGAAAUCUUCGAAGGUGCAAGAAAGGAAGCUUUCGACGUGGAAAGGUUAAAAGGGGUAACUCGGAAUUUGAUUCCCUACAUAAGAACUUGUGUUACCAAGUGUGGAGCUUUUAAGCAGCUUUCGGAUGUUGAAAAUAUCUACAAGAAAAAGCACGUUGAUGAAAUGAAACCCGAAAAUGCAACCACAACAAAAUCGUCUCAACCAAUGGAUGUGAGCAAGAUCCAUAAUGCAUUGGAAGAAUAUUUCAAAUUUAGUAUUCCACACAUCAUGGGUGGAAGUAAUUUUGCCAUACGAGACGAGGAACUUGGGCGUCAGGCAUUGGCUGGUAUCAACCCUUUAAGCAUAAAAAGACUUGAGACAUUUCCACCAGUGAGUGAUUUGGAUCCCUCGAUAUAUGGUGCACAAGAGUCUGCUCUCAAAGAAGAGCACAUAAUAAGCCAUUUGGACGGAAUGUCCGUACAACAGGCAAUAGCAGAAAAGAAGCUAUUCAUAUUGGAUUAUCAUGACGCUUAUCUCCCAUUUCUCAAUGGCAUCAAUGCUUACGAAGACCGGAAAGCUUAUGCAACCCGUACUAUCUUGUACUUAACACCACUAGGUACUUUGAAGCCCAUUGCCAUCGAGCUAAGUCUUUCACAUGGAGAACCAUCCAAACAGGUUCUUACCCCUCCAUUGGAUGCCACGUCUUAUUGGUUGUGGCAACUUGCCAAAGCAAACGUUUCUUCCAACGAUGCCGGGGUUCACCAGCUUGUCCAUCAUUGGCUGAGGACCCAUGCAUGCAUGGAGCCAUUCAUCAUAGCAGCUCAUCGCCAACUGAGUGUCAUGCAUCCUGUUUUCAAACUUUUGAAGCCUCAUUUGAAGCACACAUUGCAAAUAAAUGCUUUGGCUCGUGAGGCUCUCAUCAACGAAGGAGGCAUCAUUGAAUCUGAUUUUUCUCCCGCCAAAUACAGUACUGAGAUUGUCUCAGCUGCCUAUAGAGAUUGGUGGCGUUUUGACAUGGAAGCACUUCCUGCUGACCUUAUUAGAAGGGGAUUGGCAGAACCUGACCCAACACAACCACAUGGGCUAAAACUACUAAUUGAAGAUUAUCCUUAUGCAAAUGACGGGCUUCUUAUAUGGUUUGCUUUGGAGAAAUUGGUUAGGACUUAUGUGAACUACUACUAUCGUGAUGAAAUCAUGAUAUGUUCAGACAAUGAGCUCCAAACAUGGUACAGGGAGGCCAUAAAUGUAGGUCAUGCUAAUCAUGCAAAUGCAAGUUGGUGGCCAACACUCUCCUCUUCAAGUGACCUUACUUCAGUACUCACUACACUAAUAUGGGUUGCUUCAGUUCAACAUUCAGCAGUGAAUUUUGGACAAUACCCUUUAGGUGGGUAUGUCCCAAUGCGCUCUCCACAUAUGAGGAAGUUGUUACCCAAGGAAGAGGAUCCUGAGUACAAAGAAUUUUUUAAAGACCCAGAAGGGUACUUCUUGUCUUGCUUACCAAAUUUGUUUCAAACUACUAAGUUUCUUGCAGUAAUUAACAUACUCUCUCAGCAUUCACCGGAUGAAGAAUACCUAGGGCAGAGGAAGGACUUGUCCAAUUGGGCUACUGACCCUGAAAUCGCACAAGCAUUUUACAGGUUUUCCAUAGAUCUAAAGAGAAUAGAAAAGGAGAUUGAGAAGAGAAACAAAAAUUCAAAACUAAGAAAUAGGUGUGGUGCUGGAAUUCCACCAUAUGAGUUGCUUAUAGCUAGCUCUGGUCCUGGAAUUACUUGUAAAGGGGUACCCAAUAGCAUAAGUAUAUAG